Molecule: messenger RNA, 1779 nt
Organism: Bactrocera tryoni
Lineage: Eukaryota; Metazoa; Arthropoda; Insecta; Diptera; Tephritidae
Gene: Wbp2
Product: WW domain-binding protein 2
Exons: 6
Coding region: 139-1296 (385 amino acids)
Biological process (GO): positive regulation of DNA-templated transcription
Cellular component (GO): nucleus
Molecular function (GO): transcription coactivator activity; chromatin DNA binding
Source: RefSeq, a predicted model, not a curated record
AAAACAUACCAAAACAUAAAAGUGAUUCAUCUGUAAUUAGGUUUUUGUGGUUCGAGAAAAUUUCAGAAUUGCGUGUUCUAAUAAUAGUAAUUAUAUUAAAACCUAAAAUAUAGAAGUCGUUAAAUAUAUUACCCGAUAAUGUCUGUAAAUACGGCACACGCCAAUAAUGGAGUGUUGAUUCAUGCCGGAGAGUACAUAUUACUGCAUAGUGAUGGCGUUACUAUGGAUUUCUCCGGUCAGGAUAAUCCUGUCUUUAAAGGCUCAAAGCAAGGACGUAUUUAUCUGACGUCACACCGGCUGAUAUUUAACAACAAAAAACCGGCGGAUCAGCUGCAAUCUUUUAGCGCACCUUUUAUAGCACUUUCAGAUGUUGAGUUGGAGCAGCCAGUCUUUGGCGCCAAUUACAUUAAGGCCAAGGUUCGUGCGCAACCAAACGGAAAUUUUAUUGGCGAGGUAAAGUUCAAGUUGCAUUUUAAGUCCGGUGGAGCGAUUGAGUACGGUCAGGCUUUGCUACGCGCUGCUAGUACUGCUCAAAGCAAUUACCAUCGUGGUGGCGCUCCAAACGAUGAUCCACCACCAUAUACGCCAGCAGGCGCUUGGCAUGAGGCUCCACCACCGGCCUAUCAGCCACCACCAGGCUACUACGGUUGGCUGCCUACACAUGAGGCGUUCAGUGGCCCAGCCAACGGCACGGUGUUUGUAAGCGAUAAUCCACCACCAUAUCCAGGCAUUGGCGGACCACCAGCUUAUACACCACAACCAUAUGCGCAACCCGGCUAUAACCCACAACAGCCAUAUGCAGGCUAUAAUCCACAACAGCCGCAAGGAGCUUGCAACCCACAGCCUCAAUACGGAAACAACGAUGCACCAGCCUGGAACGGCUUUUCAGCACCACCAUCUGAACAGCCACAACAACAACCACCACCUGGAAAUCAGCCACCACCCUACGCGGCUGGUGGAUACGGCCAACCAGGCGGUUAUCCACCGGGCGCCCCCGGUGCCUACAAUCCAUCAUAUAACCCCGGUUACAAUCCGGCUUACAAUCCCGGCCAUCAACCCGGUGGCUAUCCUCAGCCGGGAGGUUACCCACCACCAGGCGGUGCACCAGGUGGAGCUGCGGCCGGUGCAAUGGGCUUUGGCAUGCCACCAGCAAAUUCUAAAGAAGCCGAGGCAAUGGCCAGCGCCCAAAAUACAACUUACAACCAAUAUUCCAAUAAUGCUGCGCCGAGCGACUUGCCACCAGCCUAUGAUGCUCUGCCACCCAACUAUAACAGCGCUAAUAAGAAGAAUCAGUAACUGUUGCAAUAACAGCAGCAGUAAAUCUCUAAAUACAUUUGUUCACAAUUUUUUAGAUAACGUUUAACCUGUAGAGCAACUCCACAAACUACGUCACAACUUAUAAAACAUAGACGAAAAUAUGAUUUAAGUAGUAAAAAUUGUUGCAAUAUACGGUUAACUAGCUGGCAGUGUUGCUUCGGUUCAUAGUGUGCGAGUUUGACACGUUUCUUAUUCAUUCCGCUGAACUUGCGCGUAAAAUAUUUACAUAUAAUAUAUAUAUACCAUUUAUAUACUUAUAUAAUAUAUGCAUUCUUUAUAUGUUUCACAUGUAAACCUUAUAUAAACCUAUUACUACUCUAUAUCUGCAUGUUUACACACACAGCAUACACACAUACGAGAAUGUGAAUCAAAUUAGCUUCAAUAACCAAUUAGUACACUUACCAAAUAUUAUCAGAGCAUAUUUUACUAUUUUGUUAAAAAUAAAAAUCGCUUAAUAAUUAA